Messenger RNA from Ziziphus jujuba (common jujube), 1744 nucleotides. RefSeq names its product alanine--glyoxylate aminotransferase 2 homolog 3, mitochondrial. Gene Ontology annotation, molecular function: transaminase activity; pyridoxal phosphate binding. NCBI's taxonomy places the organism in Eukaryota, Viridiplantae, Streptophyta, Magnoliopsida, Rosales, Rhamnaceae. The record is from RefSeq and is a predicted model, not a curated record. Gene Ontology annotation, cellular component: mitochondrion. The transcript is spliced from 9 exons. Bases 179 to 1612 code for a protein of 477 amino acids.
UCUCCAGCUCCACUACUCUCGCUCUCUCUCUCUCUCUCUUUCCUUACAUAUAGUUACUACACCACCACCACAAAACCAAGUCCUGCAUUUUCGGAACCAACAAACAAAAAGAAAAAAACCAGAAGAGAAGAGAGGGAGGCUAUCUUUCUUAGAGAAGCAGCAAACAAAAACCAAAAAAAUGCAGAGAUUCAUAGGGAGAAGGGUAAUAUCUGUAGGAGAAUCUCUGCGAUUGCAACGCUGCUUCUCUCAGGCAACCCAGAAACAAGUCUCAGUCCAAGAAAAUGGCCUCGAUGUUCCCAAAAUACCCCCCUUCGAUUACUCCCCACCACCGUACACCGGUCCUACCGCCGAUCAGAUCUUGGCCAAGCGCAAGCAAUAUCUCAGCCCUUCCAUGUUCUACUUCUACAAGAACCCCCUGAACGUGGUGGAUGGAAGGAUGCAGUAUUUGUUCGAUGAAAAUGGACGAAGGUAUUUAGAUGCUUUUGGAGGGAUUGCUACGGUGUGUUGCGGUCACUGCCACCCUGAUGUGGUCAACGCGAUAGUCAACCAGACCAAGCGCUUACAACACUCCACCAUACUUUACCUCAAUAGUGCCAUUGCUGACUUUGCCGAGGCAUUGGCCUCCACGUUGCCUGGAAAUCUCAAGGUGGUGUUUUUUACGAAUUCUGGGACUGAAGCAAAUGAGUUGGCUAUGAUGAUGGCGAGGCUGUAUACUGGUUGCCAUGAUAUUAUAUCGUUGAGAAAUGCUUACCAUGGAAACGCAGCUGGGACUAUGGGAGCCACAGCACAGUGCAACUGGAAAUUCAAUGUCAUACAGACUGGUGUUCAUCAUGCCUUAAAUCCAGAUCCAUAUAGAGGUGUUUUUGGUUCGGAUGGUGAAAAGUAUGCAAGAGAUGUCCAAGAUCUUAUUGACUUUGGGACGUCUGGCAAUGUUGCUGCUUUUAUGUCUGAAGCAAUUCAGGGAGUUGGGGGAAUUGUAGAAUUGGCCCCUGGUUACUUGCCUGCUGUCUAUAGUAGCAUAAAGAAAGCAGGAGGCAUUUGUAUUGCUGAUGAGGUUCAGUCUGGGUUUGCUCGCAUUGGGAGUCACUUCUGGGGAUUUGAGUCACAAGGAGUUGUGCCUGACAUUGUGACAAUGGCAAAGGGCAUUGGUAAUGGUAUACCACUUGGUGCAGUGGUUACCACUCCUGAGAUUGCAGAGGUCCUGACUCGUCGCAGUUACUUCAACACCUUUGGUGGAAAUCCUGUAUGUACCGCGGCUGGACUAGCUGUUUUGAGAGUGAUCGAGAAAGAAAACCUUCAAAAGAAUGCACAUGCUGUGGGGACCUAUCUGAAAGAGAGACUCACUGCUCUUAAGGAUAAACAUGAAAUUAUUGGGGAUGUGAGGGGAAGAGGGUUUAUGCUUGGAGUUGAACUUGUCACUGAUCGACAAGCGAAAACACCUGCAAAGGCUGAAACUUUACAUGUUAUGGACCAAAUGAAAGAUUUGGGCGUCUUGAUAGGCAAAGGUGGAUACUAUGGAAAUGUUUUCAGAAUAACACCUCCUCUCUGCCUCACUAAGGAAGAUGCAGAUUUCCUUGUGGACGCGAUGGAUUACACAUUGUCUAAGAUGUGAAGAGUACAAUGUGAAUGUUUAUAAAGAUGUCAAAAUUAAACAUUCCCAAAAUAGAUCUUAAGUACCUCUGUAUCAUGACAGAUCUGUUUGGUGAGUGAAAAAAUAAUUAAUAUGAAUAGGUUUUAUGCGUCA